This is a messenger RNA of Olea europaea var. sylvestris, 1556 nucleotides long. RefSeq names its product R3H domain-containing protein 2-like. The record is from RefSeq and is a predicted model, not a curated record. The coding region runs from base 153 to 671 and encodes 172 amino acids. Lineage: Eukaryota; Viridiplantae; Streptophyta; Magnoliopsida; Lamiales; Oleaceae. Gene Ontology annotation, molecular function: nucleic acid binding. The transcript is spliced from 6 exons.
AUCUUCUACUAAUUCCUCAUAUUUCAGAAGUACAACUUAAGGGGCUUAAAGUGUUUUUGAAAGAGUACCAUACUUUAAUUUGUCAAUCUGUAAUCCCUAUGGUUUCGCGAGAGCCACCGAGCGAUCGUUGACAGUUGAUUAUUGGCAAUAUAAUGAGUCUCACUGAAUUUGCGAUGGUUGAAGAGUUGGCUUUUCUUAUUAAAGACAACCUUCCUUGCAAGCACCUCGUUCUGUCCAUGGAAGAGGCACUGAUCAAUUUCCUUCAGGAUGAUACAAGAUUAGAUGGGGAGCUGGAACUUGAACCAAUGAAUCCUUAUAACCGCCUGCUCAUACAUCGCCUUGCUGACAUUUUUGGAUUUUCUCAUCAUUCAGUUGGUGAAGGAGAUGAGAGACACUUAAUUUUGAAGCGUUGCUCAGAGACGUCAAUACCUUCGAUCUUUGUGAGCGAUCUCCUAUGGCAGUACGAUGACGUGCAAUUUCCCAUGAAUAUUGUUGUAUUAAGACGGAAAGAAGUUCAACCAGGCCUGAGGGAAAACUCUGCGACUGAAUCAUCACAUGAGAGAAAAAUAACUCCUCCUACUUCCAGGGAACGGAUCUUUUUCAGAGACGAAUGUGAGACAGGGCUGGUAAAGCAGAGGCCACAAAAUGAUCCUAUGGUUGCUGGACGAUGAUAACCCAUGCUCUUGGCCGUAGAAUCAAGUCGACAAAUCAUGAACUUAGCUCAAGAGAUAACGAAAUGUAUGGACAUCAUGUGAAGGAUGUGAAAGAACAAUCUGAGGAAGGGUCCAUAAAAUCGAGCAGUUGUACAGAGACAGAAGUCCCAUCUACCACAUUUUCUGAGACUGCUAGGUGUAAGGUACACGAGCAAAGGAGUCGAAGAACAUCUUCUAAGAUAAAUUUAUCUGCAGAAGAAAGAGAUGAUAAUAACAUUCAGAAUGACUCUUCUAGAAAAGAGCUUAAGGGAGCUGCAAAGAGAUUGUUUGCUCAUGCCUUGGGGAUUCAUCAAAGAGAGGGUAACCCAGCUAAGUGCAACGAAACAAGGCUAAUAACCAAACUAAAUUGAGGAAGCAUCCCAUUAUUCAAUAUGUUUGGGAAUAUGAAGUUGAGUUUGAUGAGAUUUUAAGAAGCCACUUCCAUUUGAUUGUUGACUGAUUCUAUGGUGGUGGUCUUGUGUCUAAUAACAUAAUUUGGCAGAAGCUUUGGUAGCUUUGUGUCCAUUCUGGGUAACGAAAUUGGAAUAUUCAUCCGUGGAAACUGGCUCGGCUAUAUUAAGGAUGGAUUUUAGCAGACCAGUGGCCUUACAACUUUCUUAUCCUGGGCCUAACAGGAUGGUGUUUAUUAAGUCAAAUCUAGGUCAUAUAAUUCUUGUAUGAUAGCUUAUCUCUGCCCUCCUUCCAACAAUCAUGCUGAAUCUUUUCUUUCUUCUUCUAUAAUUUGAGAGCUCCAGAACACUCCUAUAUCCACACUAUCUAACGUACCGUAUGCGUUACUAUAUGUUUUAAAGUAAUCUUUUCAAUGUAAUAUGGUUCAUUCUAUAGCAUUAUAUGUUAUGAACA